Candoia aspera is the source of this 2900-nucleotide messenger RNA. RefSeq names its product proline and serine rich 2 (gene PROSER2). Lineage: Eukaryota; Metazoa; Chordata; Lepidosauria; Squamata; Candoiidae. The coding region runs from base 99 to 1481 and encodes 460 amino acids. The record is from RefSeq and is a predicted model, not a curated record. The transcript is spliced from 3 exons.
AAUCGAAAACCUCCGCUUGAGAUUCGUAAGUGCUCCACAUCGCAUGAGGAAGAAGCUUCCUUACAGGAGGAGCACACGCUUCGGGGGACGCAGGUGGGAUGCCGAGAAAGAUGAUGUCAGGGUUCUCAGGAAUGGGGUAUGAGCUUCCUCCUGAGGUUCAGUUUGGGAACUUUGAAAAGAACCACCAUCUCGAGAGUGGAAAAAGUUGCCCAAGACAAAAAUGCUCUACUUUGGAUGAAGACGAACGCAUGAAAUACCUAACUCAUGAAGAAAAAGAUGUCCUGCUUUUUUUUGAAGAAACUAUUGACUCCUUGGAAGAGGACUUGGAGGAACAAGCCUUGCAUGACAGUGGUGUCUUCUGCCCUUCUCCAAAGUUGGUGGAAGAAAACACAUCUAGCCAUUCGGGGUCUGAAGAUAUCAUAGACUUGGUCCCAUCAGCACCAGAGCACAGCACAGAGCCAGCACCGGGAGAAACUUGGAAACUGGAUAAGCCAAAGCUGGAGGAUGUUGAACGGUCAGGAGAAGAUGUCCAUGUUAAUUCAGUUUCUCCUCAGCCCACACAGCCUUCAGCACCCCCGUUGCCUGUCUGUGAGAUGUAUCCUGUUCAGCCUGCUAUACUGCAUCCAAAACUCCUUCGCUCAAUCCCCACUCCACUUCUGAUUGCUCAGAAACUGUCUGAGCAGCAGGGAGAAGGCAGUUCUUCCUCUCUUCGUUCUCCAAAGGAAGGGAACACCAGGGAGAGCAGGAGCAUCCCUGCUGCUUCCACCCCCUGCAGUAGGGAGCAUGUCAAGCCAUAUGCCCCCCCUCCAGUUGCUCCCAAGCCCCAGAGGUUCCCAAGCAACAUCAGCUUCACCAAUGCUAGCGAGCGGGAAUUCAGCAAAAUCAUCUCCAAGGCAGCCGUCAGCAUUCAAGAGCGCAAAGCUCAGGUGUUGGCCAACGUCAAUGGUUCAGCCUUCCAAGUAAGUGAGUUGGAGGAGAGACUACAGAAGCAUGAACUUCUGGGUCCCACUCGGAGCUCAUCCUUACAAGAUUUACCUUCUGAGCCAGCAAGCCACAAAGCUUUGAGUAGUUUAAGCCUGGUUGAAAAAACUCUCGCUCGUGCCCAACUGGUCUGCCCUCUCAGCAUCUCCCCCACAAAGGACAAGAGGCUCGAACAAGGACACGUUGCACCAAAUGGCUAUCGAAAUAUCCAUGACAUCUUGAAAAGCGAUCCUAAUCUGUUCCCCACCAUGAGCAAAACAAUGACUUUCAAGCCAGCUGCUGACCUUGUGGAUGGCACGUCUGCUCAGCCAAACUCCAUCAAGAGUUUUUCCAGACACACCCAGCAAGACCUCAUCCUUGACAUACAGAGGAGGCCUGGCUCAUCAUCCAAACCGUCAGGACUCCAACCCAGAGGUGUAACAGUACAGUUUUCCGGCCGUGAAUCAACAGAAGAAGCUCGGAGGGAGGCUUUGCGAAAACUUGGACUUCUGAAAGAAUAGUGGAAUGAGAAUGACAUCCAGAGAACAUUAUCUGCCUGAAGACAGAUUCCAAUGAGAUCAAAGACAAUUCUCUCUAUCAUGCAGACUAAGGAAAUAACAAGUAUUGAAACUCCACUGUUCUGUGCUGGCAUUUUUUGGUGGAUGUCCUUGACAUGAGGUCAUAGUGCUUAUUGAAGACUUCAAGGCAGUUAGUUAAAGCCUGGCUGAAAGUGACAGUGUCAGGCUAAAUGAAGGUCAACAGGCAGUAAGUGUGUAAGUUGUGUAUGCGUGUAACUGGCCAAAUACAUCUGAGUACCUUGGACAAAGCCCAAAAAGUCCCAGGAGGGACAGGAUUAAUGAAUUCUAUAAGGAUAAGUGUAUACAUACACACAUAUUGGACAGCUCAAAUCUGUAAUUGAGCUGCUAUCUCUGAUGGUCCCAGAUAUUUAAUAGCGCGCACACUGCUGAUCAUUCCUUCUUUUGCAGAGGAACUGACGAGAGUGUAGCAGUCUUUUUCAGGAUGGUUGAUAACUUGAAAAGCAUCGGGUCUGCUGGAUUUGACAAAAGGUCCCAUUAUACCCAGUAUUCUGUUUCCUGUAGCCGCCCAGUGCCUGUGCUUCUGAAAACCAAUUGUGUUGAAAUGGAGGGGGACCCCAACUUGCCAUAAGUCAGGGUUGCAGUCUUGGGCACCCCACUUUUCUGACCUCCUAGGCAUCAUGUUGAACCAUACGGAGACCUCCUUCUUUUCCCAGCACCUUUCUUAGGGUAGUGUAUCCCAAGCUGAGCACCCUCCAGAUGCCCUGGGAGCUGAAGUCCACACAUCUGGAGAGUGUCCAGAUGUAGGCUCAUGUAAGCUCCUAGAACUGGGCACAGAGUUGAACGUGGCACCUGACGAAGAGCGAAGGAACUGAAGGAAUAAAUAGCCGAUACUCAUUCCAAGUAGUACAGGGGUACACAAUCUACAACUGAAGGUCCACAGGUCAUUCCCUUCCCCCCCAGCUGUUGAAACCCACUUUAGCCAGGUCUAGCAGGAUUCUGCUACAGGGGAGUCCCGCAAAGUGAGGAAGGAGCUGUGCUAUCACACUUCAGCUAACUGGACCAUACUUUUUGUUCUUUAUAGCUCAGAUAUUACCGAGUUUGGGGAAGUGUUCACAGAUCUCUUGGGAAGUGGCAUUAGAAGGUAGGAGGCCCAAGAAUUGUCCUGCCUCGUAAGAAGCAGAGCCUUUCUCAGACUCAGUGUCCCUCUUGCAUAUUGGAUCCUUUCAGCUGAGGCGUCUUGUAGUAAUAAUGCUGUGAAUUCUCAUUUUAGCUCAAGUCCUCUUAGUCAAUAUGGUGUGACAACCGCUGUGAAUCCAGAGUGGGCUAGUCAUGUUGACCUCACGCUGAAACAAUAGCACCUCCUGUGACUUAAAGAGAAUAAAUAUCCAUCUGUUGCCAUAA